CUGGUGCUGUUUGCAGGAAAGCUCAACACCAUCGCCAGCAUUGUGACCAUUUUCUUCCUACUGGUGUAUGCCGCCGUGGACUUGGCUUGUCUCGCCCUGGAAUGGGCUUCUGCACCUAAUUUCAGGCCCACGUUUCGUUACUUCACCUGGCAUACGUGCAUACUGGGCAUCGUCGGUUGUGCCAUCAUGAUGUUCCUCAUCAACGCCAUCUACGCCUCAGCUAGCAUUGCCUUCAUGCUGCUCCUCCUCCUGCUGAUUCACUACCUCAGCCCCACGUCCAGCUGGGGAUACAUCAGCGAGGCUCUCAUUUUCCCCCAGGUACGAAAAUACCUCCUAAUGCUGGAUGUCAGGAAAGACCACAUCAAGUUCUGGAGACCUCAGAUCCUCCUCAUGGUUUCCAACCCUCGCAGCAGCGUGGGCCUCAUCACGUUUAUCAAUGACAUCAAGAAGAGUGGCCUCUACGUGCUGGGACAUGUCCAGCUAGGAGACCUCAGCACUUUACCAUCUGACCCCUUGCAGGCUCAGUAUGAGUCCUGGCUGUCCCUGGUAGACCAUCUGAACAUCAAAGCUUUUGUCAACCUGACUCUGGCAGAUUCUGUCCGUCAUGGCGUCCAGCAUCUACUCUUCAUCUCAGGACUUGGCGGGAUGCGUCCCAACACCUUGGUCCUCGGUUUCUAUGACGACUGUCUUCCAAAAGAUAAGCUGAUUGAGUCGUCGGUGUCUUCCACCCAGUCCACAGAUCCCUUCAGUCCUUCUCAGGACCUCGAGCAGCCCCCUCUGCAUCGCUUUGCCUCCCUGCGGGGGUCCAGUGACAGGCAAGAUUAUGGCGAAUUUGGGGAUGGGAAGGUUUUAGGCGCCCAGGAGUACGUCUCUGUUAUUUCUGAUGCCAUGAAGAUGCUCAAGAAUGUGGUUCUUGCUCGAUAUUUCAAUGACUUUGAUAAAGCUCGGAUCCUUACGCCUCCCUCCAUCCUGUCAAAAGGAGAAGUGUUUGUUGAUGUUUGGCCAGUAAACCUCCUGCGCCCGGACAGCUGCAGUUACGUCGACACCUGCUCACUGUUCCUGCUGCAGCUAGCAUGCAUCCUCAACAUGGUGAAAGCCUGGCGCAAAGCUACUCUGCGACUCUUUCUGUGCGUGGAGGAGGGGCGAAGCGUCAGGGGCCUGGAGGCCAAGCUUGGUCAGCUCCUUAAAGAUCUGAGAAUUAAAGCUCAGGUGGAAAUCGUACCCUGGGACCAUGUGGUGGUGCUACACUGGCAGCGGCAAAGUGGAUUCAACAAGAACCUGACGUCCAAGUCUCCAGACUCGACCGCUGAGGAGAUGGAGGCCAGAGCCAUCGAGGAGGAGAGCGAAGAAGAUUACGCCAACAGCUUCCCGAGCAACGCCACGCGCGUCUCCGAUGACUACCUCACGGCUGUCAACAAGCUGAUCCUGGAUCAGGCCAUGCCACCCCCUGCCGUGCGUUUCCUGUAUCUGCCCCGCCCCCCAGCCGACACCCGGCGGUACGCCACAUACUUACACCAGCUGGACCUGCUUACUCAGGAUUUAGGACCCACUCUGCUCAUCCAUGGGGUCACGCCUGUCAUCACCACUGACCUGUGAGCUCUCCUCUUCCUGACGCGUUCAGUGAAGGGUGCCUUACACUCUGACAGCGAGCGAAGUCUGCAGUGUCCCCAUUAAAGGUGUGGACCACAGCUCAGCGUUGAUCUCUCCAUUAUCACUGCUAGCUCACUGACAUCACCUUCUCUGCCUUUAUAAUGCUUUUAUUUUUUUAACUAUUUCCUUUUUAUAUGUCUUCUAACUUCUUAAUAACUUUGCACGCUCAUCAAGUACCAGAAGGAACCUCUGGGGAAACCUCACUGUAGUUUUAAGCUCAGCCGAGAGUCUGAUUUCAUUGCUCCAAAUGACCAUUCCACAUGUUCUUGGGCCAAAAGUGCCUUUUUUUUUUACCUGGGAAACAGCAGUUACACAAUCUUAAUGCUUAAAGCAGUCAUUUCCUUUUUCUUUUCCAGGUAAUAAUACCAGCGGUGCUUCUACAAUGUGCUCUUUUCUUUUUAUUCCCAAAUGAUAAUAUGUGGAAUCUCAGGACAUUAUUCCUUUUAUCCCCCACUUCAGCCAAACUGCACAGUGUGCAGCUCUUCAGAAGAAAACUUGACAUUUUUCAGCUCCACUAACUGUUCCAACUAUCACAGAGAUUCUCUCCAUUUGUUUUUAUUAUCUCCUACAAUCUUGUCACUUUCGGUUUACUCUCGGCGGCCAAGUUGGUUGACCGGCCUUGUGCUAAAUUGCCCGUAUGAAUUUAAAUAUCUGCUCAUGUCUGCAGUCACACUCAUUACCUAAAGUGCUUGUAACAUUAAAAAUGAGUUUAUGUAAAUUCUGCAUAAACUCUUUAUGACAAAGGAGGAUUUAUUUGAAUGUAUGUAAGGGCAGAGCCGUGGAGCCACAUGCCGCCUUACUGUCAGCUUGCAUAUGUGAACAACUCGGCAUUCUUGGACAAUAAUGCUUCCUUUGUUAUGCGCUCGGUUGCAUCUGUAACAACAAUCUCAAUGGUUUGAUAAACUUUCCCCUUUGAAUCAUAAAUCAGACCAGCUCCCCAAGGACUUCAGCACAUUUGAAGCCAAACGUUUUUGCUGAAAAGAAAACCUGAUGCUCUGAUUUCACUCUUAACCUGACAUACCUUUGCUUUUUUUUUUUUAACUCAUUCCAAAAUGUGCUUCCUUGUGAUUUUUUUACUUCCAUUGUUUUUCUACUGAUAUGUUUGUGCUUGGACACUACACUCCUCUUUAAACCACUGGGACAGUAAAUACUUUGUCUGGGGUUUUUGUUCUCCAUUUUAAAGGAGAACAAUAAAUUCAGUUGGACACACUUUCCUGAAGGAAUUAGUAUUUGUAUUACUCUUGAAUUAUGCCCAAACUGUCCAAGAUGUUGAUCAUGUUGAUGCAAAAAAAAAAAAUAAUAAUAAUAAACAUCUUUGUCCUUUU
Molecule: messenger RNA, 2975 nt
Organism: Poecilia latipinna (sailfin molly)
Lineage: Eukaryota; Metazoa; Chordata; Actinopteri; Cyprinodontiformes; Poeciliidae
Product: solute carrier family 12 member 9-like
Exons: 5
Biological process (GO): cell volume homeostasis; potassium ion homeostasis; chloride transmembrane transport
Cellular component (GO): membrane
Molecular function (GO): potassium:chloride symporter activity
Source: RefSeq, a predicted model, not a curated record